This is a messenger RNA of Mixia osmundae IAM 14324, 717 nucleotides long. RefSeq names its product glycosyltransferase family 2 protein. The transcript has 6 exons. Gene Ontology annotation, molecular function: dolichyl-phosphate beta-D-mannosyltransferase activity. Gene Ontology annotation, biological process: protein O-linked glycosylation via mannose; GPI anchor biosynthetic process. The coding region runs from base 1 to 717 and encodes 238 amino acids. The record is from RefSeq and is a predicted model, not a curated record. Gene Ontology annotation, cellular component: endoplasmic reticulum membrane. NCBI's taxonomy places the organism in Eukaryota, Fungi, Basidiomycota, Mixiomycetes, Mixiales, Mixiaceae.
AUGCCAGACAAGUACUCUGUCAUUCUGCCCACAUACUGCGAGCGAUCCAAUCUACCUGUCAUCGUUUGGUUGCUCGCACGAGUGUUCGAGGCCGAACAUCUCGACUGGGAGAUCAUCAUAGUAGACGAUGCAUCGCCAGACGGCACACUAGAAGUAGCACAGCAGCUACAGAAGGUCUAUGGCGACCAUCGUAUCAUCCUCAGGCCGAGAGCAGGCAAGCUUGGCUUGGGCACAGCUUACAUGCACGGCAUAGCCAGCUGCACCGGCAAUUUUGUCAUCAUCAUGGACGCCGAUUUUUCUCAUCAUCCCAAAUUCCUGCCACAAUUCAUAAGGCUGCAAAAGAGACGCGACUAUGAUGUUGUCACAGGGACUCGGUAUAGAAUAGGCGGUGGCGUGCACGGAUGGGAUCUGAAGCGCAAGAUCAUCAGUCGAGGUGCGAAUUUGCUCGCGAAGCUCGUCCUAUGGCCAGGUGUAUCCGAUGUGACUGGCUCUUUCAGGCUGUACAAAACCCAGGUGCUGCGCAACCUUAUCGACAUGACAGUGUCGAAAGGCUACGUCUUUCAAAUGGAGAUCAUUGUGCGAGCUAGAACAUCCGGCUACACUAUCGGUGAAGUGCCAAUCACUUUUGUGGAUAGGAUCUACGGCGAAAGCAAGCUCGGCGGUGACGAGAUUGUCUCGUACGCGAAAGGGAUCUGGAGUCUUUUCCAGUCUGUAUAG